AGUAGUUUUCUUUAAAAAUAUUUAAGUUUCGUUUACAUAUUUCAAUGAAAGAUAGUGAAAUAACAAAAUUCCUAGUAUCUUUUAAUGGUCGAAUAGAUUAUGUUCUAUUUCCAGGAGGCGUUUUCGAUGACCAAAUUUUUUUACAGUAUGACGUUGUUUGGGGACCGGAUUGGGAUCCAAUUUCCGGACUAAAUUCUGGGACUAGCCAAAUGGCAAUGUCCGGCAGAGAUCCAGAGAGAGUGGUUUUUAAUUUCCCCAUAGAAAUGGUAUUUAGCAGUACUAAUGUAUUUGGUUGGCCGCAAUUAAUAAUAACGGUGAAAGCUCGCAACACAUUCGGUGAAUCGUUACGAGGAUAUGCCGCGGUGCUGCUGCCGCCUACGAUCGGUGAGCGGGUCAUAUCAGCGCCACUGAUACGACCCCGGCCUGCCACACUGCUGGGGGAAUGGCUCGCCUGGCUGACUGGCAGAUAUCCUGAACUGUCCGACCCUAAGAUGUUGGCGGAUGGAAAGGAGAAUUAUUUAUUAAGAACAGAGUCCUAUGGCAGCGUCGUUGUAAAAAUGUCGAUGGUGUCGAAGGAUCUGCGAAAACUCGGCUACGACAACCAGCCUUCUGUCUGCAGAAAUAAUUGUAGAAAAUAA
This is a messenger RNA of Papilio machaon (common yellow swallowtail), 638 nucleotides long. RefSeq names its product B9 domain-containing protein 1 (gene B9d1). The record is from RefSeq and is a predicted model, not a curated record. The coding region runs from base 45 to 638 and encodes 197 amino acids. Lineage: Eukaryota; Metazoa; Arthropoda; Insecta; Lepidoptera; Papilionidae. Gene Ontology annotation, biological process: cilium assembly. The transcript has 3 exons. Gene Ontology annotation, cellular component: MKS complex.